UUUAGAGCAGUAUAAAUACGACCCACCAGUGCCUUAACCAGUCAGUUACAACCGAAAGUGAGACCCAAUCGUACUUCAAAAUGAAAUAUUUCAUUCUAAUCCUGGCAGCUGUUGUACUUGCUCAAGCCCAAGACGACUGGAAAAUUAAAUCUGCCAACGAGGUCAACGAUAUACGCAGAGAAUGCCACAAGGAACAUCCUUUUAAUGAAGAAUUGCAGAAACACGAGGAGGUAUUACGCUUCCCAGACGAAGAUGUAGUUCGUAACUAUGAAGUGUGUGUUUUCACCAAAUGGGGAGUUUUCGACCCAGAAACCGGUUUCAAGAAAGAUCGCUUAGUAAGGCAAUUCGAGCCUGUAUUAAAAAGAGAAGAGAUUGACGAAAUAAUCGGCCGUUGCGCAGAUAAGAAUGAGCAGGGUAGCCCUGUUGAUGUGUGGGUCUAUCGCUUUCAACAGUGUGUUUCCAGAAGCGAAAUUCCUCCCAACUUUUUGAAAAUUAUUGGAAAACUAUAAUAAAUGCUAUCUUUAUACAGUUAAGUCUCGUAAAUUUGUAUUUACAUAGCAUCUUACCAAAAAAGACAAAAAUUAAAUAAAAUUUAUAAGGUGUCUACUACACUAA
Ceratitis capitata (Mediterranean fruit fly) is the source of this 615-nucleotide messenger RNA. RefSeq names its product general odorant-binding protein 99a-like. Gene Ontology annotation, biological process: sensory perception of smell. The record is from RefSeq and is a predicted model, not a curated record. Lineage: Eukaryota; Metazoa; Arthropoda; Insecta; Diptera; Tephritidae. The transcript has 2 exons. Gene Ontology annotation, molecular function: odorant binding. The coding region runs from base 81 to 509 and encodes 142 amino acids.